Cyclocybe aegerita is the source of this 1290-nucleotide messenger RNA. The record is from the annotation of a GenBank genome assembly. NCBI's taxonomy places the organism in Eukaryota, Fungi, Basidiomycota, Agaricomycetes, Agaricales, Hemipholiotaceae.
AUGGAUGAGCCUUUCCACAUCCCGCAGGCUCAGGCAUACUGUCACGGCGAAUUCUCAACAUGGGAUCCGAAAAUUACCACUCCACCUGGACUGUAUGUCCUCUCGUGGAUCCUGAAACGCCUCUUUCUGUUCAAGUGCAACGUCAACAUGCUUCGACUGACACCCCUCCUGACGCUGCUUGCACUUCCGCUGGCCUUGACUCGCCUGUUGUGCUACCAUAAACGCGAGCGGCCUCCGGCUUCGAUCACCUCGCCUCUCGUCGAGGCCAUCAUCCUUUCCGCGUUCCCGAUCGCAUGGUUCUUUGGAUUCUUGUAUUAUACGGAGGUGCCGAGUGUCACGCUAGUGGUUUGGACGGUCGUGGCUGCUUCAGAGGGAAAGCACUGGCUCGCAGCUUUGCUAGGUUUGUUAAGUUGUACUUUCCGGCAGACGAACAUCGUCUGGGUGCUGUAUGCUUAUGCCUCGAGCCAGCUCGUGUUUUUGCGCUUCAGACGUGCUCCUGCAGGGCAGCCAGCUCCAGCUAAACUUCACGAUCCUCCGAGCCUCGUCGCUGGCCCCGGUGACCUGUUACGAUCGAUAAUAAGCUUUCCGAAAGUCCUUCCGGACAUACUUCCUGCUUUCGUGCCCUACACGUUGGUUGUUGCAGCUUUCGGCGCCUUUGUGGUGUGGAACGGAGGGGUAGUUCUUGGCGACAAGUCCAAUCAUAUACCCGCGCUUCAUAUACCCCAAUUGUAUUACUUCGUUGCAGCCGCAACGUUCUUCGGGUGGCCAGUUUUGCUAUUCGGAAAAGAGGGACCAGAUGUCCUUCUUCGGGAAGUACGAAGCCGGAUGUUUGGCAAUAAGACGCGUACAUCCAUCACACUCGCCGUUUGUGGUAUCAUGGGGAUGACUGUGAAGCUUUUCACCAUCCAUCACCCUUUCCUCUUGUCCGACAAUCGACACUAUACAUUUUAUGUGUGGCGCCGAAUUUACAUGUUUCAUCCCGCGGUACCCUACCUCUUGAUCCCCGUAUACCUUGCCUGUGCUUGGGCAUGGUUCUUGCGCAUCGGUCAGGAUCAGACCCUCUUGCAAAGCUUGCUUUUGCCCUUUUUCGUAGUUCCGACCCUUCUUCCUUCUCCGCUCCUAGAGCCUCGCUACUUCUUGAUUCCGUAUUUUCUGCUGCGUGCACAAGUUUCUGACGUUUCAGAGCUGGGGGUGGGGUUGGAAGGGGUAUGGUACACGCUGAUCAACGUUAUAACCAUGGGUGUCUUCCUGUAUCUGCCGCGGGAGGGGGUUGGGCGAUUUAUGUGGUAG